AUAUCGAUAAUUUCGCAGUCACACAGCUUCCCAUCUCUAUUGGCCCAAAACGUGUUUAUUUUUAAUUCUGAAAAAACGAAGCAAUAAUGGAAGAAAUCGAGGGAUAUACAGUUGUUUCGCUGCGAAUGAGUCCCGAUGCACAGCACUGCCACAGCGUUUACAUGCGGGAACACUUCAUUCGCCUGAUGGAUCCAAAUAAACCGAAAGGUCGCACGUUAUUCCUGCUCAAUGUACCACCCUAUGUGACCGAGGAGAGCCUGAAGGGGUUCUUCAAGCGCGCUGGUAACGUGGAGAGCGUACAAUUUGCAGCAAAGCCUGGAAAAGAUGAGACAAUCAAAUGGUAUGAGGGCUCAAAAGAGCCCUUCUCCACAGUGAGCCCGCCGUUCAUAUUCAAAGUGGCUUACGUGGUGUUCCAGAAGAGCAGCAGCCUGGCCAAAGCCCUGGCCGUGCCGAGCAUUGACCUGUUCGACAGCAGCGGCGCAUCCACCAUCAAAACGGGCAUGGAGCUGUGGCACGAAGAGUACGAAAAUCAUUACAUCCUCGAUGCGGAGCAGACAAAGGCACAGAUCACGGAAUAUAUGGCCGACUAUGAUAGAAGAGAACGAGCGGCUGCACUGGCGGCAAAGAACAGCGAAGCCGACGCCGAUGGCUGGGUCACUGUCGGCAAAGAGGGUCGCAACGCUGGCUUCGAGCAAAAGGAGUCUGUCAUCGGACGCCUCGAAAAGAAGCGGGAGAAUGACACGAAAACGAAGGAGCUGAAAAACUUUUACACCUUCCAGAUACGCGAGAGCAAAAUGCAAAACAUUGUCGAGAUGCGAAAAAAGUUCGAAGAGGAUAAGCGAAAAAUUGAACUGCUAAAGCAGUCGCGUCGCUUCAAACCGUUUUAGUUCGUACGCGCACGCAUAGGUUAAGAGUUGAAUAAAAACAGCCUCCAGCAUGGGGCAUACACACUGCAUCUGCAACUGCAACACCUCUGACAUGACCGCUGGGGCUGGCAAAUCCUCAUAAA
Molecule: messenger RNA, 1009 nt
Organism: Drosophila guanche
Lineage: Eukaryota; Metazoa; Arthropoda; Insecta; Diptera; Drosophilidae
Product: ribosomal RNA-processing protein 7 homolog A
Exons: 2
Coding region: 87-887 (266 amino acids)
Biological process (GO): rRNA processing; ribosomal small subunit assembly
Cellular component (GO): CURI complex; UTP-C complex
Molecular function (GO): nucleic acid binding
Source: RefSeq, a predicted model, not a curated record